UAAUCUGUAAGAACGGAAUUCGGUCAUCGACUCACUAGAUGCAGGCAUAUAUUGAGGCUAGACCAAAAGUGUCUUAGUGUCGGAUAUGGGACCUUGUCCUACCAGCCUCAGAAUGUCUCCACUUAAAUUCGCUCCCUCUAAUGGAAUUAUCGAGAUAUCAACAUCCAAUCUGUUCAAUUCGAUUUUGUUUUAGCCUGUAACAAAUACUUACCAAAUCGACAACCAGAGAAAAUAUGAAAGCUCUAACAGCUGGCUGGUGAGAGUUCAUAUCUCUAUUUCUUCAUUCCUUUUUUUUAUGCUUUUGCAAAUUGCAAGGCGUUAUUUUUGAUUGAUCGGUUAGACAUUCAUUCGUUCAUUCAUUCCACCAUGCCUCCGAAGAAACAAACCCCAAAGAAGGGGCCAUCUCAGGCCAAAGGCUUAAAGAACCCCCCGGAGACGAAGGAAGACUUUGAAGAAGAGCUCAAAUUGCUGGCAGGCCAAGCUCAGGAAGAGACAUGGGCCAAUUGGGCAGCACAACAGGGCAUCAUAUACGCCAAGGCUGCGGCGCUGAUCGCUCUCAUGGCUGUCUACGCCAACGUCUCACUACUCACUUUAUCGCCUGUAUAUGGUCAAAUCGCUGCGACCAGGUGGCACCAAAGAUUAGUUUGGACUGCUUUGUUUGUUGGAUGGGGAGGUAACCUGGCUCUCAGGCGAGUCUUACCGGUGAAGACAAUCACCCUAUUACCCUUGGUGGCGGCGUAUAUUCCCAUGCUACAAUCCUUUCUUUUCCAAGCGAGCGAGACGUUCGGCGCAAAUAUCGGGCCGACAAUAACGGAGGCCUUUACCCUAUUCCCACUGGUGGUUUUUAGUACGGCAUGUGUCGCCGAUGUUCUCGAGAAUGCCGAUUUAAGCGGCUUGCCGAAAUCUCUUGCCGGCUCCGCGCCGGGGUUAGGAUCAUAUGCAGUUUUCAAAUUACUCGAAAAUAACUCGAUGCAGCAAUUGGCCGCCCAAAUAGGAAAAUCGGUCUUACAAACACGCGUGGGGUUGGAGCUGGUGCUAGCAUCAGCUUACAGCAUAUUCGCCAGAUCCAAACUUUUGGUCUGGGCUAUCCCGGCCUUCUUACAUGCCGCUUUCUAUAACACACAUCUUAUAACCCCGAUAACUACCAACUCCCUAAACACAACUCUCCAUAUCAAUGCAUGGUCGAUAGUUGAUCGGUGGGAAUCGACAACGGGUUAUAUUUCAGUCCUGGAUAGCCACAGGGACGGAUUUCGAGUGAUGAGAUGUGAUCACAGCUUGCUUGGUGGGGAGUGGACCAAGUUUCCACGGAAAAUUGUUGCGGAACCCAUCUAUAGCGUCUUUGCCCAACUUGAGGCAGUUCGACUUGUCCAGAUUCCCAACAAAACACCCGAUAACAAGGCUAAAGCGCUGAACAUCGGCCUUGGAAUUGGAACAACACCAUCGGCCUUAAUAGCACAUGGUAUUGACACGACUAUUGUGGAGAUUGACCCCGUGGUCUACGAUUUUUCCAAGAAAUAUUUUGGUUUACCAUCAAAUCACACCGCUGUAAUUCAAGACGCUAUAUCCUGGAGCCAGUCUAACAAGGAUGACCUCCGCGAAAAUUACGACUAUAUCAUCCACGAUGUAUUCACGGGCGGCGCGGAGCCGAUACCCCUAUUCACCCAGGAGUUUUUGACAGGCUUAAAACAUAUGCUGAAGCCUAAUGGAGUGAUAGCCAUUAACUAUGCCGGUGAUUUCACUCUACCUCCCCUCGGCAUCGUUAUGAAUACGAUAAAGGAUGUAUUCCCCUCAUGCCGAAUCUUCAGAGAAGGAGAGCCACCUUCCGCAGAAACUGUAGAAGAAACAGGACGUGAUUUCGAUAAUGUACUCGUAUUUUGCGUCAAGACCGGAAAUGAGAUCACUUUCCGAAAACCCACAGAGGGUGAUUACCUCGAUAGUCUCGCUAGAAGAGCAUAUCUCUUACCUAAACACGAAGUCGAGCAAUCGGCGUUUUCCGCUACCAGCGCGGACGCGGAUAUCCUUAGAGUGAACGAAACCGAGAAAUUGGUGGAAUGGCAUGAUAAGAGCGCUCUGGGGCAUUGGUCCGUCAUGAGGACGGUUUUGCCAAGCUACAUUUGGCAAGAUUGGUGAGCGUGAACGUUUAUAUAUUCUUUGCCAUCUACCUACGGGGUUAUAUGAGCGACUAUGUAAAUAUGGAAUAAUUAUAUUUGUACGAUUGAGAAGAUUGGAACAUAUUGAACCGUUGAAUUGGUGCAAUUUUGUUUAUGAAG
This is a messenger RNA of Hypoxylon trugodes, 2270 nucleotides long. Its product is annotated as S-adenosyl-L-methionine-dependent methyltransferase. The transcript is spliced from 3 exons. The record is from RefSeq and is a predicted model, not a curated record. The coding region runs from base 367 to 2130 and encodes 587 amino acids. Lineage: Eukaryota; Fungi; Ascomycota; Sordariomycetes; Xylariales; Hypoxylaceae. Gene Ontology annotation, biological process: polyamine biosynthetic process.